Mesocricetus auratus (golden hamster) is the source of this 2511-nucleotide messenger RNA. It is a transcript of the gene Kcnn4, whose product is annotated as potassium calcium-activated channel subfamily N member 4. The transcript is spliced from 9 exons. Gene Ontology annotation, molecular function: calmodulin binding; small conductance calcium-activated potassium channel activity; intermediate conductance calcium-activated potassium channel activity. NCBI's taxonomy places the organism in Eukaryota, Metazoa, Chordata, Mammalia, Rodentia, Cricetidae. The coding region runs from base 499 to 1779 and encodes 426 amino acids. Gene Ontology annotation, biological process: potassium ion transmembrane transport. The record is from RefSeq and is a predicted model, not a curated record. Gene Ontology annotation, cellular component: plasma membrane; neuron projection; neuronal cell body.
GGUUUCUGAACUUUCGGGACUUGUGAGUCACUUCUGUGGAGGUCGUGCGGUGUGUCCUGGUGUGUUGGGCUCCGUCUCCGGUCUGUCGUGGGGUGCCCUGUGGUGUCUGGGUGUGGUGGAUUGUAGGUGUGUACCACGGAGUGCAAACGGCUGGAGAAUCGCAGGCCAUUGUGUGUGUCAGAGUGCGUCUUUGCCCACGUGGAUGGACUCUUCUUCCUUGCCUGGGGCCACAAGACACACCCCAGCCCCUCCUUAGUCUCAGGAGGGGAUGGGAUGGGUAGCCUCCCCCUACCCAGGGACCUCCCCGUCCCUCCCAGCCCUGCCCCGCUGCAGUUACCACUCCCCAGAGGGCACAGGGCUAGGCUGUGCCUUCCAGCAAAAGUCCCAGAGUGAGCAGAACGGGCCUCCAGCCUGGAAGCCAAGCUGGCUGCCAUUUGCGUUCUGAGAGGUGGGGGACCCUGGGCAGGAAGCUGGCUGAGCCCCAAGACCUCAGGGGCCAUGGGCGGGGAGCUGUUAACUGGCUUGGGGGCCCUACGGCGGAGAAAGCGCCUGCUGGAGCAGGAGAAGAGGGUGGCCGGCUGGGCGCUGGCGCUGGCGGGAACUGGCAUCGGACUCAUGGUACUGCACGCCGAGAUGCUGUGGUUCCUGGGAUGCCAGUGGGUGCUGUACCUGCUCCUGGUUAAGUGUUUGAUCACCCUGUCCACCGUCUUCCUCCUUUGCCUUAUCGUGGUCUUCCACUCCAAGGAGGUCCAGCUGUUCAUGACCGACAACGGGCUCCGGGACUGGCGGGUGGCGCUGACCCGGCGGCAGGUGGCGCAGAUCCUGUUGGAGCUGCUGGUGUGCGGGGUGCACCCGGUGCCCCUGCGGAGCCCACACUGCACCCGGGCGGGAGAGGCCACCGAAGCGCAGCCUUGGCCGAGCUUCCUGGGCGAGGGCGAGGCGCUGCUGUCCCUGGCCAUGCUGCUGCGCCUCUACCUAGUGCCCCGUGCGGUGCUGCUGCGCAGCGGCGUCCUGCUCAACGCCUCCUACCGCAGCAUCGGAGCGCUCAACCAAGUCCGCUUCCGCCACUGGUUCGUGGCCAAGCUCUACAUGAACACGCACCCGGGUCGCCUGCUGCUGGGCCUCACCCUCGGCCUCUGGCUCACCACGGCUUGGGUGCUGUCUGUGGCUGAGAGGCAGGCCGUCAAUGCCACGGGACACCUCACAGACACCCUGUGGCUGAUACCCAUCACAUUCCUGACCAUUGGCUAUGGGGACGUGGUACCCGGCACCAUAUGGGGCAAGAUCGUCUGCCUAUGCACCGGAGUCAUGGGGGUCUGUUGCACAGCCCUGCUUGUGGCUGUGGUGGCCCGGAAGCUGGAGUUUAACAAGGCGGAGAAACACGUGCACAACUUCAUGAUGGACAUCCAUUACGCCAAAGAGAUGAAGGAGUCGGCUGCGCGCCUCCUGCAGGAAGCCUGGAUGUAUUACAAACACACGCGCAGGAAGGACUCCCGAGCCGCUCGGAGGCAUCAGCGCAAGUUGCUGGCUGCCAUCUGCACGUUCCGCCAGGUACGGCUCAAACACAGGAAGCUCCGGGAACAAGUGAAUUCCAUGGUGGACAUCUCCAAGAUGCACAUGAUCCUGUGCGACCUGCAGCUGGGUCUCAGCACCUCCCACCGGGCCCUGGAGAAGAGAAUCGACGGGCUGGCGGGGAAGCUGGACGCCCUGACAGAGCUGCUCGGCACCGCCCUGCAGCAGCAGCCGCCACUGCCAGAACCCAGCCAGGAAGCCACGUAGCUGGACCCACGGGAGAAGGAACCGGGCAAUGCACCCCAAGGACUGAGCUCAAGGAAUCCUCCCUGCCACUUCUGACCUAGCCCCAUGAAUAAAGCGCCUCAAGAUGCCAGGGCCGACGUGCGUCCGCGUUGACAUGCGUGGACUCUCCGGUGGCGGCGGCCACGAGGGGACACUGGCUUGGACCUCCAACCGCAGUGGCAUCAGGGCCACCACACACACACACACACACACACACAGACACACAUGCACGCGCACACACAGACACAGACACAUGCGCGCACACACACGCACAGACACAUGCGCGCGCGCACACACACGCACAGACACACACAGAGACACACAGACACACGCACACACGCACGCGUGCACACACACGCACAGACACACACACACACCCUCGGCAGAAGUCCUUUCGCUGUGCUGCUGCUGCUGCUCACGAACUCUCAAGCUCUGCCAGAGGUGGAGGUGACCCGGGCCAGACUCCGGGCUCCCGGGGCGGGGGCAGAGGCAACAGGGAGCCUGGGGCCCAGGAUGCUGGGACGCUUCAGUUAACCGCGGGCCGGCCUCGCUGGAGGGACCAGGUCCGAGGGGCGGGAGCCGGUGCCCCCUGGUGGACGCCACGGAAGACGCGGCUUUCCCGGAACGCAGAGGUGGAUGUCUGCGGGGAAGGGGGGCGGGGGCCACGCGCCCGUCCACGGUCACACUUUGUAAUAAAUGGCGAAUAGAACCAGA